Molecule: messenger RNA, 396 nt
Organism: Staurois parvus
Lineage: Eukaryota; Metazoa; Chordata; Amphibia; Anura; Ranidae
Source: the annotation of a GenBank genome assembly
UCAGUGUCUGAUGACGAAUUUCCCCCACGAAUCAUUAUCCCUCAAUUCUGCAAGUGGUUCUGAUUUACUAUCGCUGUUCUCUAGCUGGUCUAAAACCGCUUUUGACCUAAAGGGACGCUUUUUGGACGCCAUGGACGUUUCUCAGUUUCCAGGCAGAAAAAACAGUAAAAAUGCAGGCAGGGCGCCGGACAAAGCAGUAGGGACAAAAUGUAUGUGAAAUGGGUUUGAUACAGUAAUGUUAUACUAUGUGAUUUUACAAAAAUGAAAUUUUUUAAAAAUUUCAAAUUUGCCGCCGGUUCUGGUGCCUGUAUGUCCCGACGUCACAGGGACCGGAACAUGGAAGCCGGAUGCCGGCAUCGGCCGGAGGAGAUGGCCGGGGACGCUGCAGGGGACACA